Messenger RNA from Eimeria necatrix, 684 nucleotides. RefSeq lists its product as hypothetical. NCBI's taxonomy places the organism in Eukaryota, Apicomplexa, Conoidasida, Eucoccidiorida, Eimeriidae. The transcript is spliced from 4 exons. The record is from RefSeq and is a predicted model, not a curated record. The coding region runs from base 1 to 684 and encodes 227 amino acids.
AUGCCAGGACUGACGAAAGGAGAUCAAGGAACAUUGCUGCCUGGUGAAGCAGUCCAUCCGACAGACGAAGCUGCCCAGAGAGCUCUUCAAAGAAUGAUGGGAGGGAAGUUGAAGGCCGAAGACGCACUCAGUGCCCUUGAACUGCAAGCUGACAAAUGGGAGGCAUGGAUGAGAAGUGUUACCCCUGGGGCGAUGACAGACGCUCAGGCCGCCAAAUAUGCAGCUUACCAAGAACAACUGACUGCUCUAAAGGAAAAACAGGGCGCCCUCAAGGAAAAAAUUCAAGGAGAGUUAAAAAAAAUGAGGGACGAGCUUACCUCCACUGCAGCCCAGCUUCGCGCCGACCUUCUCAAUCUGAAGGACUGGAAGCGGGUGUAUGAAGAAGAGCUCCUACUCACUGAGUUAGCUAGUGCCCGUCUCACGGACAGCAUUGCACAGGAGACCGCAAACGAAACGGCUGAAGCAGAGAUUCAGUCAAGGCUUGAGAACUCUACAGCACAGGUACAGCAGCUACAUCAAGAGCUUCAAAAGCAGCAGGGUUCAUGUUGGCUUCUAGACGAUGAGCGCGCCGCAGCACAACACGACCAAAAAACUAAAGGAACUGCACUUCUUGCAGCUCUUGGGCUCGUACAUGUUCCAUCUGAGACCCUCGCCGCUGUCAAUAAGAAGCUUAAUGAUGCGUGA